Messenger RNA from Volvox carteri f. nagariensis, 2588 nucleotides. RefSeq lists its product as uncharacterized. The transcript has 5 exons. NCBI's taxonomy places the organism in Eukaryota, Viridiplantae, Chlorophyta, Chlorophyceae, Chlamydomonadales, Volvocaceae. Gene Ontology annotation, biological process: plant-type cell wall biogenesis; UDP-L-arabinose metabolic process. Gene Ontology annotation, molecular function: UDP-arabinopyranose mutase activity. The record is from RefSeq and is a predicted model, not a curated record. Gene Ontology annotation, cellular component: Golgi apparatus; cytosol. Bases 205 to 1323 code for a protein of 372 amino acids.
CAAAGCAUAGGUGUGAUUACUACUGGCUUUAUAAUCCUAAAUUGCAUAGCUGUGAACCUGAACAGUUAUUGCGUGCGCAUUUCAAGUUCUACCUUCUGUCAUAUUAUUCUAUAGGCUUCUAAGGCCUUGCCUAACGUAACACCCCGUUCUGUCAGCUGUUUGGCCCGAUCGUGCGCAACUGCCUCGCCCCAAGCCGCAUACAACAUGUCUGCUCCACUUGCCGACCAACUGGACAUUGUAAUUCCGACUAUCAGGAAUCUGGAUUUCCUGGAGGAAUGGCGUCCUUUCUUCCAGCCUUACCAUCUGAUCAUCGUCCAAGAUGGCGACCCUACGAAGAAGAUUCAUGUGCCUGAAGGAUUUGACUACGAGCUCUACAACCGUAACGAUAUCGAGCGCAUUCUUGGUGAUAAGGCGUGGGCCAUUUCGUUCAAGGACUCGGCAUGCCGUUGCUUCGGUUUCAUGGUGUCGAAGAAAAAGUACAUCUACACGAUUGACGACGACUGCUUUGUCGCCAAGGAUCCUUCCGGGAAGCCGAUCAACGUGUUGGAGCAGCACAUCAAGAACCUGUUGACUCCGUCGACGCCCUUCUUCUUCAACACCCUGUAUGACCCGUACCGCGAAGGUGCCGACUUCGUGCGCGGUUAUCCUUUCAGCCUUCGUGAGGGCAUUCCCACUGCCACCUCCCAUGGCCUCUGGAUGAACAUCCCCGACUACGAUGCGCCCACACAGGCAAGGAUGGACGAGUGGGAUUGCUUGCAAACGUGCUGGGGGCCCCAUGCAUUCCCACAUUCUAUACCUGCACGCCAGCAUAUGGUGAAGCCUCGGGAGCGCAACCAGCGCUACGUUGACGCCGUCAUGACGGUGCCCAAGGGCACCCUCUAUCCCAUGUGCGGCAUGAAUUUGGCCUUCGACAGGGAUCUGAUUGGAGCGGCCAUGUACUUCGGGCUUAUGGGUGAGGGCCAGCCCAUUGGCCGCUACGAUGACAUGUGGGCGGGCUGGUGCACCAAGGUCAUUUGCGACCAUCUGGGAGUGGGCUGCAAGACGGGCCUGCCGUACGUGUGGCACAGCAAGGCCAGCAACCCCUUCGUGAACCUGCGCAAGGAGUACAAGGGCAUCUUCUGGCAGGAGGAAAUCAUCCCCUUCUUCCAGAACCUCACCCUUAGCAAGACAUCAACCAACGUGGAGCAGUGCUACCUGGAGCUGGCUGAAUUGGUGCGCAAGGGUCUGGGCCACAUCGACCCUUACUUCUCCAAGCUUGCGGAUGGCAUGGUGGCCUGGAUCGAGGGUUGGCGCCUGUUGAACCCGCCGGCCGCCAGCGCUUAAAGCGCUUUGGUUCCUGCUUAUCUAGGUCUUUCCGAGCUCGAGUCUAGGUGGCCGUGAGCCAGCUGCUGCAUGUUGCGCUCCGCUUCGCCGGCUGGGGUGCAGUGGCCAUUGACAGAGCCCUCGCGCUUGUGGGUGACGAGUCCCGGGACGCAUUACAAAAGGAGGAGCAGCACUCCAUGCGGGCUUUUGCGGCCACUGGACGCAUGACGGGUUGAUCUGGCUCUAGUUCUGGCGGUGUACCUGUUGUGUGUUGCUGCUGAGUAGCCCCGUUCAGCUUCGUGGCGCGUACCAGGCCGCGAACGUUACUCCAUUUAGGGCGAAUAGGCGGGAUGAUGAAAGUGGGAUGCGCAGUGCGGGCCAGAAUUAGCGAAACGACAAUAAGCUUGGCCGAAGGUUUUGUCAUGGCCACAGUGAUACGGUACGCUGCGGUGCAAACUGCGAAGGUUGGCGGAAAACACUGCACAUAAGUGCCUCGGAAUGGUUUCGGUGGUUGUCUGCCGGCGGCUAAACCUGCGUCGCACGUGGAAGGCAGUUCGGCCGUGAUGUGACUUUCGCGGUGACGACCUGAAGUGCCGCGAUGUACGAAUUGCGUGAUCCUGAAUGUGACCUGCUGAGUUGUGUAUUACUGUUCCUUACUUGACAUGCCAGAACGUUCCUCGUCUUUUAACUUGAGCAGGGGAGCACGACUGACCGUAUGAUCAUUUGAAAUUGCGCAACCCACUGACUGCAAUUUCCCCAAUGACCGAAUCUGUCGAAUAGCGUGCUUGCAUUAGAGGAGCUUGCUGUAUGCGCGCAAGCAAUGAGGAGUUGCUGGGUUCAUCGCCGCUGCGUACAAUUCCUUUAGCCGUUGCUUUGUUUUUGGUGCAUGGCCUUCCCAGCCGCAGGCUUCUGCACAGGCGGCUUUCUGCGUAUGGCAGGAUUUGUCAUGAAUUUUGAAUCUCCGAACUCUUGUAUAGGUCAUGACGCGAUCGGUUGCAGGAGUUUGGGAAGAGUGGUACGGUAUUGUAGCUUGACAAGUUUUGCGAGCGCCUUGUCUUUGUCCUGCUUCCGUGGUGUUGUUGGUGGGUGCAACCGUGUGCAACCUGUGCAACAAGCAAGCAUGUACGUCGCACGGAUGUGGAUGGCGUUGUGACCCUACUGUGCGUGUGUGGCUUCGGCGGGAGAGGCUAUCCUGUAGAGCAUGAAAGGGCUCCAACCUUAUCGGAAUGUUAGGGGUGAAAUUUGAGCUGACGCGGUUAUACGUCUUUGUAACACUACGGGCACGA